CUUAACCGCAAAGAGGUUUAAAAAGAUUAAUUCUUAUUGACUGUCAGGUACAGAUAAAACAGCCCAGUGUAAUUACGAGGGAUAUCACUGAUCUUGUUCAUUCAAUAAAAAUUUAUUGAUUAUCUGCUAUGUUCCAGGCAAAGAGCUAGGGCUGGAUUUACAGUGCUUUACAGAACAGAUAUGGGCUGUGUUCUCAAGGAACUUGCUACCAAGAAGGGGAUGAAUCUAUAAUUACAAAUUGUAAUAAAAGAAAUAGAGUAGUGUGCUUAUAACAUUGGAGGUAAAAGAGAACAUAGGAUUCUCCAGAAAGGCAUCUUUGAGGGGGUUAUAUUUAAGUUGACACUUGAAAAAUUAAGAUCCAGCCAUGCAAGAAUGUGAGCAGAGCAUUGCAGGAAGAGAGAAAACAUUGCAAAAUCUCUGGGAUAGAGAAAACUCAGUAUCUUCAGGGAACUGAGGACGACCAGUACAGCUGGAUAAGCGAGAGACGAAUUAGGGGCAUAACGCAGUGAUGAGAGCACGAAAGCCCACCUAAACCAAAGUAAGGUGUUGGAAUUUUAUUCCAAGGGAAAUGGAACUCCAUUGAGUGGCUAUAAACAGAGAAAUGGAUCUCACGUAUGAUUUUGAAAGAUCGCUCUGGUUCUGUCUUUAGGCGGAAACUGCAAGAGUGUUUUUGUGCAGUUCAGAAAGGGAAAAGAGCAGAAAGGCAUGAGGCGCUUCAAAGGAGAAUGUGGAUUAUCACAGCAAGCGAUGAAGCAGAGGCAGGCAGGAGAAAAAUGUUAACUUCACAACCUUAACGAUAGUCAGCCCUGUUUACCUCACAUGGAACCAAGAUGACGAGCACACCUUGAGGUAUUAUCGUCAUGAAAUGACAAUUACAAACCAUGCAUAUUUUUAUGAUAGUGUUUUUCUGUUUAUUAACAUAGACAGUGUAAAAUAGCUUUAUUUCCAUGGGAUUGUUAAUCAAAGAAUCCUUUUACUGUUGAAUUAACACUACAUCAACAUAGUAUACAAAUCUUUAAUGAGAGCCUCUGGCUGGUAUCCAGUGUGAUGCUCAGCAGCGGGAGUCCAUAACAUUAUUGAUUGACCAUCAGUUAACUGCCACCCCAACAGCAUUCUUGAUUAACAAAUAACGAACAAAAUAAAAUCUUAGCUUAGCUAAAAUUUUCACCUCGUCUCCCUGCUAACUCGUGCUGACAGUCUCUUUCUAUGAUCUGCUUUCCCUCUUAUUUUUACACACAGACCAGACUACAGACAGGAAUCAGUGAUGAAAAAUUAUACAGCACUAACAACAUUCAUCCUGGUGGGACUAACAGAUGAUCCAAACCUACAGAUUCUGCUGUUUAUCUUUUUGUUUCUAACCUACUUGUUGAGUGUUGUCAGGAACCUGACCAUCAUCACGCUCACCUUGGUGGAUUCCCACCUUAAAACGCCCAUGUAUUUUUUCCUCUGGAAUUUCUCCAUCUUACAAGUGUCAUUUACAACUGUCUGCAUUCCCAGAUUCCUCUACACAAUGGCAUCUGGGGACAAUACUGUUACCUACAAUGCUUGUGCGGCUCAAUUAUUUUUUGUUGUGACCCUGAGUGUUACUGAGUUUUUUCUCCUGACAGCCAUGUCCUAUGACCGUUACGUGGCCAUCUGCAAACCCCUGCAUUACACGACCAUCAUGAACAACAGAGUCUGCAUCAGGUUCCUUGUUAGUUGUUACGUGUUGUCUCUGAUCAUAGUCCUCCCACCCUACAUCAUGGGCUUUGAGUUUGAGUUUUGUGACUCCAAUGUCAUAGAUCACUUUGGCUGUGAUGCUGCUCCCAUCCUGAAGAUUGCCUGCUCGGACACGGAGUUCAUAGAGCGGGUUGUCUUGGUCCUGGCUGUGUUGACCCUCCUGUUCACCGUGGUGUGUGUAGUUAUGUCCUACACGUACAUCAUCAGGACCAUUCUCAGAUUUCCUUCUGUGCAGCAAAGGAAAAAGGCUUUUUCGACAUGUUCUUCCCACCUAAUUGUGGUUUCUAUCACUUGCAGAAGCUGCAUCUUCAUCUAUAUCAAACCGCAUGCAAAAGAAGGGCUUGCUGUGAACAAGGUGGUGUCAGUGCUUACCACCUCAGUUGCCCCAGCAAUGAACCCCUUCAUUUAUACUCUGAGGAACAAGCAAGUGGUACAAGCUUUCAAAGACAUGAACAAAAGGGUUGCAUCUAUCUCAAAGAACCAGAGGACCACUGAGUACCACACGGAAAAUUAUAAAAGAAUUCUCUAUCUCCAUUUUAUUUUUCCCUAAUGGUAUAUUAGUCAUGGUUUUGUAUAUCACAAUCCUGUUCUGUUAUCCCUUGUGUCCAAUAUUGAUACAUGUAUUAAUUAACCUUUUUAGCUCAGUCUAUUCCCAGACAUACAUGAGAAUAAAUCUGCAGUAAACAUUUAUAACCAUACACCUGUUAUUACUUACAGAGCCAAGAAACGUAGACAGCAUCAACUUACUCUCACAUUGGUGCUCAGCUACCCCUGUUGCACUGAUGAUAUGUCCUGAUCUGAGUCCCAAGUUUUGCAUCACUGAUGAUGAUCUAUGUCUUCAGGAAUGACCCUUAUCAUCCUGUUUGAUAAAACUCAUUGUUCUAUUUCUCACACUUUUCAGGGAGAUUUAAAUGUAGACUAAAAUUUUCCUCUAACUCCAUUUGUUUAAAAGAUUUACAACUUAUUUUUCUAAAGGUCCAAGCUCUUUCUAAAUAGAAUUUCAUAUUCUUAUCAUCUGACGUGUGUCUGUGUUUAUCUGGGUGCAUUUGUUUCAUCUUUUGGAAUGUCAGCUUAACAGGAUUAAGGGGCUAAGAGGACAGAUGAAAUAUAAGUGGCAGCUUAUACUUACAUUCUGUUCUGUUAUCCAAGUUGUUCACUAUAAUAAUUGCUCUAGGUACAAAAAAAAUGAUCCAAUCUCAAUCACAAAGGCUUACAAAAUUAACCAAUGAAUAAAGAAUAAUUUUUCAGUUUGAAGUUUUUGCCUUUUCAAUUUCGCCCGUCUUUCCCACUACCUCUUCUUUCCUCAAUGUUCUAUUGUUUAUCUGACGUUCUAGGAAGACAUACGCUGAACGGGGAGU
This is a messenger RNA of Equus caballus (horse), 3077 nucleotides long. Lineage: Eukaryota; Metazoa; Chordata; Mammalia; Perissodactyla; Equidae. The record is from RefSeq and is a predicted model, not a curated record.